UCCUAGCGCCGCGGAGGGGUGAACAAACAACAUUUGUGGACCACACCACGGAACAACCUAUGUCGAGAGCCAAAAUCCGAAAUAGACCCCUUCGAGCGAAAGGUUAUAUCGUUGAUAAUGGGCGAUGAGUGAGCAGCGAAGAGCCUGGCAUGUGGGGCCAGGGCAAUAAGGAACACUCAGGCGUACAGCACCUCCUCACUUUAGCCGACCCCACCGCCACAUCCUCAUCAGCACCACCACGAGCCUUCAAAAGAGGACAUUGUUCCACUCGAUUGAAUCCUCAAUAACAUUGUACGAUUGCAAUAAUGUCACAUUUCCCCCGACGCCCACCCUCAGGCAUCAAAGUGAUCAUAGUCGGCGCUGGAUUUGCUGGUAUCGCCGCAGCCAUAGAAUGCGACCGCAAAGGACACACCGUCACACUCCUCGAGAAAGCCGAGGCCAUCGAAGAAAUAACACGCUUCGGCGAUAUCAUUAGUUUCGAUCCAAAUGGCGCGCGCCUGUUCGAACGCUGGCCAGGCGUUAUUGAGGCCAUGUACAAAGUCGCGCGCAAGACGUCUUGGCUAGACUUGUACCAUUGGAAGGGCGAGUUCGUCACGCGACAAUCCUUCGCAGAUGAGAAGAGCUGGGGGCCUAGAAUCAACGGUCACAGGGGGGAGUUGUACAAUAUAAUUUACCAGCAUGCGAGAGAUCGAGGUUUGGACAUUAGACUAGGCCAAAGAGUCACGGACUACUUCGAAGACGAUAGCAAAGCUGGCGUCGUGGUUAAUGGAGAGAGAAUGGAGGCCGACGUGGUUAUCGCAGCUGAAGGUGUGCGGUCACGUGGCCGCAAGAUCGUGCUGGGUUUUGACGACAAGCCCAAGUCCUCCGGCUACGCCGUUUACCGGUGCUGGUUCCGCGGUGACGCUAUCAAAGACAACUCGCUCAUCAGACACCUUGUCGCAAACGGAGACACGCACUCUGGCUACAUCGGGCCGGAUCUGCAUUUCCUCGUUUCUUCAUUGAAAGAUGGGAAGGAGUUCAAUUGGGUCUUUACACACGUCGACGACGGAAAUAUAGAAGAGAGCUGGCAAUUUCCCGGUAAGAUCGAAGACUGCCUCAAGUAUGUGGAGGGCUGGGCACCUGUGGUGCAGGAGAUCGUGCGCGCGACACCAAAGGAUGCGAGACUCAUCGAUCACAAACUUGUGUUCCGGGAUCCGCUGCCGACGUUCAUAUCGCCCAAAGCGCGCAUCGUGCUCAUAGGCGACGCGGCGCACCCGUUCCUCCCGACGUCGAUACAAGGAGCAAGCCAGUCAAUCGAGGACGGUGUCGUGCUAGCAUCAUGCCUGGAGCUCGCUGGUAAGAAGAACAUCCCGCUUGCAGUGAAAUCGCAUGAAAAGAUUCGAUAUGAAAGGGUGCAUCAAGCGCAGGCUAUGGGCGUGAAGACAAGGGAAAGAUGGCACAAGGCGAACUGGGAUGAGAUUCGAAAGACGCCUGAGGCGAUCCACCUCGCAAGGGAAGCAUGGCUACUCAAUUUUGACGCAGAGAAGGACUGUUAUGAACGAUACGCAGCGGUGGCGAAGGACUUGGAAGGCGAUCGGGCCAGACUGUAAACGAUUGCGAUUUCGCUGAUGCUACGAUAGAUGCUAGAAUCUGCGCUCACGAGCAAUUCUACGACUGUGCU
Paraphaeosphaeria sporulosa is the source of this 1660-nucleotide messenger RNA. RefSeq names its product FAD/NAD(P)-binding domain-containing protein. Gene Ontology annotation, molecular function: monooxygenase activity; FAD binding. The coding region runs from base 306 to 1589 and encodes 427 amino acids. The transcript is spliced from 2 exons. NCBI's taxonomy places the organism in Eukaryota, Fungi, Ascomycota, Dothideomycetes, Pleosporales, Didymosphaeriaceae. Gene Ontology annotation, biological process: secondary metabolite biosynthetic process. The record is from RefSeq and is a predicted model, not a curated record.